AUAAAAGUCUAGCUGGACUCUCUGUUCAGUGACAUCCUUACCUUUCUAAUCAGAGACUCUCCUCUUCAGAAGUUUUGCAUUAGAUUUGCAAAAUGAUGACCAUAUCUUUGAUCUGGGGGAUUGUUGUAGCAGUGUGCUGUUGUUUAUGGCUUAUUCUUGGAAUGAGGAGAAGACAAAUGGGUGAACCACCUCUGGAGAAUGGGUUGAUUCCAUACCUGGGAUGUGCUCUGAAAUUUGGUGCCAAUCCUCUUGAGUUCCUGAGAGCAAAUCAAAGGAAACAUGGUCACGUUUUCACCUGCAGAUUGAUGGGAAACUAUGUCCACUUCAUCACAAAUCCCUUGUCAUACCAGAAGGUGUUGUGCCAUGGGAAAUACUUGGAUUGGAAAAAGUUUCACUUCACUACUUCUGCAAAGGCAUUUGGGCACAGAAGCAUUGACCCGAGUGAUGGAAACACCACUGAUAAUAUAAGUAAAACUUUCAUCAAAACCCUGCAGGGCGAUGCCUUGAAUUCCCUCACAGAAGCCAUGAUGGAGAACCUCCAACUUGUCAUGAGACGUCCGCUGGUAUCUAAAUCAAAGACGCCUGCCUGGGUGACGGAAGGGAUGUAUUCCUUCUGCUACCGAGUGAUGUUUGAAGCUGGGUAUUUAACUCUCUUUGGCAAAGAUCUUACGGGGCAAGACGCACAAAAAGGACUCAUUCUGAAUAACCUUGACCACUUCAAGGAAUUUGACAAAAUCUUUCCGGCUCUGGUAGCAGGCCUCCCCAUUCAUGUGUUCAAGACCGCACACCAUGCUAGGGAAAAACUGGCAGAGGGCUUGAGGCAUGAGAACCUCGGAAAGAGAGACCGCAUCUCGGAACUGGUCAGGUUUCUGAAUGACAUGCUUUCCACCUUAGAUGACAUGGAUAAGGCUAAGACACACCUCGCUAUCCUCUGGGCGUCACAAGCAAACACCAUCCCGGCGACUUUCUGGAGCUUAUUUCAAAUGAUUAGGAGCCCUGAAGCAAUGAAAGCAGCUGCUGAAGAAGUGAAUAAAACACUAGAGAAUGCUGGCCAAAAAAUCAGCUUUGACGGCAGUCCUAUUUGUUUGAAUCAAAUGCAACUGAAUGACUUGCCAGUGCUAGAUAGCAUCAUCAAGGAGUCUCUGAGGCUUUCCAGUGCGUCUCUGAACAUCCGGACUGCUAAAGAGGAUUUCACUUUGCAUCUCCAGGACAGUUCCUAUAACAUCCGCAAAGAUGACAUCAUAGCUCUUUACCCGCAGUUAAUGCAUUUUGAUCCAGAAAUCUACCCAGACCCUUUGACCUUUAAAUACGAUCGAUAUCUUGAUGAAAAUGGGAAGACAAAGACCACCUUCUAUAGUAAUGGAAUCAAGUUAAAGUAUUACUACAUGCCCUUUGGGUCAGGAGCGACAAUAUGUCCAGGGAGAAUAUUUGCUGUCCAGGAAAUCAAGCAGUUUUUGAUUCUGAUGCUUUCCUAUUUUGAACUGGAGCUUGUGGAGAGCCAGGUUAAAUGUCCCCCUUUGGACCAGUCCCGUGCAGGCUUGGGCAUUUUACCACCAUUAAAUGAUAUUGAGUUUAAAUAUAAAUUCAAACAUUUGUGA
Molecule: messenger RNA, 1598 nt
Organism: Neomonachus schauinslandi (Hawaiian monk seal)
Lineage: Eukaryota; Metazoa; Chordata; Mammalia; Carnivora; Phocidae
Product: cytochrome P450 7A1
Exons: 6
Coding region: 93-1598 (501 amino acids)
Biological process (GO): cholesterol catabolic process; cholesterol homeostasis; cellular response to glucose stimulus
Molecular function (GO): iron ion binding; cholesterol 7-alpha-monooxygenase activity; heme binding
Source: RefSeq, a predicted model, not a curated record